Molecule: messenger RNA, 2142 nt
Organism: Babjeviella inositovora NRRL Y-12698
Lineage: Eukaryota; Fungi; Ascomycota; Pichiomycetes; Serinales
Gene: TCO89
Product: Tco89p
Exons: 1
Coding region: 399-1937 (512 amino acids)
Biological process (GO): TOR signaling
Cellular component (GO): TORC1 complex; fungal-type vacuole membrane
Source: RefSeq, a predicted model, not a curated record
UUCCAAACCAGUUCUUGCUCACACACCACAACUGGCAAUACAUACAUUGCCUAUUGAUACCCCACCUCAAGCUGAUAGUCCAGCGUAUUGCUUUAUUGCCAUAUCCCUUCAACCUAGCCAUCAGGUAUCAACCAUCUCCUAUCCAACGGCUCUUGCGCUGCCUGUGACUUGCUCCCUGUCCAGACCCCAACUUCGCUAGGCAAAUCACCAGUAAUCUAGCUCUAGCUAUUACACAGCUAUAGACUAUAUCCUGAAAGGUAACUCCUUGUUUCCAGCGCUCGUUCGCCGAUCCAGACCAUUGGUUGCCAUUCUCCAACCGCUUGUUGCGAUUACAAGACACAGAGGCUGUGUGGUCCAAAUUACCUAAUCUCACUUAAUUCCCCUUAAAACUCUCCAUAAUGUCCUCACAGUUCCCCGCCGCGCGUGGUAGAUCUAAAACCCCAGAGUUUACCGGAAAGCGCGUUGCCAACGGAAAGAAAUUCACCGCCGGGGCAAGCAAGUCGCUCCACACGCGCAACUCCUCGUAUGGCCGCAACUUGAAUAAGCUCACGAAAAUAGACUCUGAUGAGUCCAUGUCGACCCUACUGCGCCCGAAAAUGGACCGCUCCAAGUCCUCCGAUGGCCUCCUCUCGCGGCCUGUGCGCUCAUCGUCCAAGUCGUUGAACAAGCUCAGCCGACCAGUCUCGCAGAACUCCAUCCGUUCGCUCAAGUCUGGGUCUCGCAACUCUAGCACGGUGUUGGAACUAGAGAACAACGACGGCGAUUCGUCGGAGGAGGUGGAUGGGCUAGAGCCGAUCCAAGAGGGCCACCACGGGUUGAAGCACCCCCAGCCGAGCCAUUCUAAUGCUACCAGCACCGACUCGCUCCAUAAGCUCUACGGCGGCAGCGUGCUUCUCUCACAGUCUACCGGGGUGGAACGAAAGUUGCCUGCAAAUGCCAAUAACAGCAUUGUGCAAAUGAGCAAGCCCAACUAUGAUAACCACGAUGAGUACGCGGGGUAUAGUUUACAACAGCCAAGACCCAUGGAGUCUGCCUCAACGUCGCUUUCCUCCACCAACGGACCCCUUUCGUUUCAGGCGAAACGAACCGACUAUCCGGUGAUCCCGUCCAUCUCCACUCUCUCCAUGCACCAGCAUCUCGAGCAAGCGCCAGCCCAUCGUCCGCCCAGCAACGGCCUCACCAUGAUGAACACCGCCCAGCGCGCCCCGGAGUCUCCUGCCACCAACAACUUUGCCGCCUUUCUCAAGUCCGGCACCCCGGCCCCUGAGACCAGAACCCAGCAGCGGUUGUGGUUGCAGCGCGAGAACAGUUUUUUGGAUGUUUCUCAGAGCGGCAGCAUGAACACGCACAUGAGCAAGAUGUUUGGCAACAGUGUUCAGACCCGAACGGAGUCCGAGCGGUUGUCCCGAGAGUUCAUGAACGUGAGGCGGUACACCAAUCCGAUGAACGAAUCCUUGAAUCGAAUGGGUGUGAUUACCAAGGCAAUGGCUAAAAGCAGCAACAAGCAAAUUGCAGAACAGCACGAAACAUCUGUACUGGGGACAGCGUCGGUAGUGCGCAGUUCCAACACGUUUGCCGAGUAUGCCCCUGAAGUUCUGCAGCAAGGUAUGGAGACCCAUGAUAAGUUGUAUCGCAUGUGGCAGAUUGCGUGCAACGACCUAAUGACCCCUCCGGCCGAACAGCAACAGAUGCAACAGACGCAACAGCAGUUACUAAUGCAGCAACAGAUCCAGCUCAAUCAGAGAUCGCCACAGCAAAAACAACAGCGACUGGGGAAUGGAAAUAGAGCGGAUAAUACAUCACAGCAUGCCAUCAAGUCUCCUACCCCAACCAGGGCAUCUAUUGCUCGCCAUGGUCCUUCGACAUCACCGCCAGAGCAGGUCACUUUCCAGCCAGGAAAUAUCAGAUUGGCAGCCGAGAAAAUCCAUUUGAAUUGAUAGGUAUCAGGUAAGGACUUGAAAAUUCUGCGCAUCGGUGGCUUUCCACCUCAGGCAUAAGUUUACCCUGUUGUGCCAAUGAAUUGGACGCAUUGGCAUCGUACGAUGCAAUUCCUCAGCUAAACCCAUUAGACAUACUACGAUUUCUAUAGCCCACUAAAUUAGUGGUGUAUAAAUAAAACCAUUAAUAAAAUUAAAAUAAAAC